Hippocampus zosterae (dwarf seahorse) is the source of this 2141-nucleotide messenger RNA. It is a transcript of the gene lactbl1a, whose product is annotated as lactamase, beta-like 1a. The transcript is spliced from 6 exons. The record is from RefSeq and is a predicted model, not a curated record. The coding region runs from base 262 to 1929 and encodes 555 amino acids. NCBI's taxonomy places the organism in Eukaryota, Metazoa, Chordata, Actinopteri, Syngnathiformes, Syngnathidae.
UUGUGUAAAAAGGUACAACUUCAACACAGGUUUGAAGGAUUCAACCUCACGGACCUUACAGGAGCUAUGAUGGGAUUGUAUUUAUUUAUUUUUUGAAAAAUAACAAAAAACAUAAUGAUUUCUAAUGAAUCUGGCUUUAUAUUUUCUAAAUGUGAAUGGCAAAUAUCUUACCUAUUAAGAGUUGUUUUUUUUUUUAACCAGCAUUGAAUCUUCGUCCCCAAAUUGUCACAUAGUUUUCCACAUUAAGUCUAAUUAAGCAAGAUGAAGAUAAAAUGGACCACGUUGGGCAUGGUUGUCUUCUUCCUGCUCUCUGUGGUUAUGACUUUCUGCUUCAUAUGGCAAUACAGGAUACCAAAGUUGAAGACAGAAGAUGCUCUAAAAGAAUUAUCGGCAGAGGAGAUGUGCCCACGUUAUCCUGAGCCUGUGCCCCUUAAACAUCCCAUUAUACCUCUAAGAGUGGCUUUAGAGAAGGUUGAUAUACUCUUGAGGGCGAGUGUUGACAAGACUAAGCUUCCAGCAAUAUCUGCCAUUGUGGUUUUGAAUGAUUCUGUUCUUUGGAUUGGUAAUUUUGGCAAAAAGAAUAUUAGUGAACCAACAUCUCCUGCACCCAAUGAGUACACAGUGUACAGAAUUGCAAGCCUUUCCAAGAUAUUUCCCACCCUGAUGUUGUACAAGCUGUGGGAAAUAGGCCUUGUGGACUCAUUAGAUGACUCAGUGGACAAGUACGCAGACAAUUUCACUAUCAAGAAUCCACUGGGUAGAGACAGGGAACCGGCAUCCACCUCAGUCAGGACUUUCAACAAAGCUGGCAUUACCUUACGUAGAAUGGCCAGCCACCUCUCUGGAUUACCCCGAAGAUUAAGAUCAACUAAUCUCCUUUGGAACGGAGACACACAAGCAGCCCUUCACAAGUUACAGGAUGAUGUCCUUGUUGCUGAUCCAGGAACAAGAUGCCACUAUAGCAAUGUUGCCUUUUCCUUAAUUGCCAAUAUCCUGGCCGAGAGAGUGACUGGAACGGACUUUGAAAAAUGGGUAUCCCAUAAUGUUUUGCAUCAGCUCAGCAUGAAGAACACCGGCUUCGACAUGACUCCUAUGAUUCAGAGACAGAUGGCAGUGGGUGUCUACAGCAAUGGUCAGCCAGCUCCCCUCUACAAUUUGGGCUGGUAUCGACCUGCGGGUCAGAUGUACUCCACAACAGCUGACAUGGCAAAGCUUCUAAUGGCUCUCCUGGGAUCACACAGUCGCACACUCCUCCGUAAAGACACCCUAAACACUAUGCUAGCCCCACUUUUCCAGUGCCAGAGUGGCUACUUUGCCAGCUACACUGGCACACCAUGGGAGAUCAACCAGCAACUGGGCUACGAUGUAGUAAGAAAGGAUGGUGACUUGGAUGGCUUUGCAGCCUCUCUGUCACUUGUGCCCCGUCUCAAAUUGGGACUGGUGGUCUUGAUGGCUGGGGUACGACCCUCAAAGCAGGAUUUGGUGAAGCAGUUAUACAGCCACCUCAUCCCUGAGGUGGAAGGCGCUUUCAGGGAUGCUGAACUGACACCUCGACCGCCGCCUGACCCAGCUCCAUAUAUAGGCUUUUUCACGUAUAGGAAUAUGACUUUCUAUGAAAUUAAAGUAGGGUCAGAUGGGGCCCUGUUCAUGCAACAGUUUGGACCACAGGUAGAUAUUAAUGUCCCUGACAAUUACCAAACCGUCCAUCUUCAGUAUCUUCAGGAUAGGGUGUUCAGAGUGGUUUUCAAGGGCCCAUAUCCUUGUAGGUUAAAGGUCAACAGUGCCUCCGUCUCCUUGGAGACUCAAGACAGACAGCUCUUUAAUUUUUACCUCUUCAACAAAAAAGGUGUGUCACCAGGUUUUGAUUCCCCAGGACUCAACACCUACAAAGUAAUGAGGAUAGCCAGCAAACCAUAUUUUAGCACAUGAAGUGAAUGAUAUAGCAUGUCAAAUACAGUUUAUCAUUAUAUAUAUAUAAUAUAUAUACAUUUAUAUAUCUUUUUGUCAAUGUCAUUAAAGCUGGCUUGCUCACAUAGCAAAACCAGAUGACUGUGGUUACUAGGAGCAUCAACGAUCACCCAUUUUCUGGACCGUUUAUUAUUUGAUGAGGACUCAGCUGUAUUUGAUUUAGGGUGAAAAGG